AUGUGUUCCAAUCAGCAAAAUCUGGUCGAAUGCUCCAGCACAACCGGCCUGCUAAACAGAUUGUGUAGUAGCUGCAGGUCAUGUUUUCCAUCCCAGUCUCCUUGGCCAUGGGUGAUGGAGUUCUUUCUGACGGAAGACAUAGACGGAGUAACCCUGCGAUACACUUCCAUCAUAGAUAUUCAUGGUUCUAUGCUGAGAGGAUGUCAUCUGUGUUCCUUAAUGUUAGCGGCAUUGGAAGGAGGAACAAUCAUCGAAAUGCCGUACGAGCCCUGGAUAAAUAACACUCAAUAUCAGAUACAGAUGCUCCCGGAUGUCGGAGGCUUUGUUAUGCAACUUAGGAACAUGGAAAUCGGCACAGUCACGGAUUUGCAUUUCAAACCCGUGUAUCCGUGCCCAAGCCCUGGACCAAGUCUUAGAUGGACGUUGCGCUCGGACGAAAUGGGAACACCCACUCGAAUAGACAAAGCGAUGACUUGCGUAGGAACUUCGACUAUGCGCCUGAUCGACAUCGGCAUGGAUUCAGAUUCAAAUAUCCACGUCAUUGAGGUUGACAGCAAAACAAAUACCUUGGAAUACAUAACCUUAAGCUAUCGAUGGAACACAGAAACAGGGAGAACAAGCCUUAGGAAAGAGAACAAACAGGAGUUUUACACGUCAAUCCCUACAAAUCGUUGGCCGCAGAUAUAUCGCGAUGCUGUAGUAGUAGCACGUCAACUUGGCGUUCGCUAUCUGUGGAUAGACUCACUUUGCAUUGUGCAAUACGACGACAACGACUGGGCAGACCAAGUGAUGUUAAUGGACAGCAUAUACAGCAAUGGGCUGCUGAAUCUUGCGGGUAUCCAAGCGGACAAAUUGCCAGGACUUGCCGCAGAUAGAAAUCCGUUGACAGUCGCGCCAUGUCUCUUGACAAAUGAUAUAGAGUCGGACGCUGUCAAGAACUGGCUUUGUUUCAGUCCUGACAAUAUACGACGCGUUGACAGCGCUCCUCUGUACAACAGAGGUUGGACUUUUCAGGAGCGCUUAUUAUCAAAGCGGACCGUUCAUUUUGGGGACCAACUCUUUUGGGAAUGCGCCUGUUUGCGAGCGUCUGAGACGUUUCCGCUGGGAACAGAUAACCCAGAUCAUCCCGAGGUCCUUGACGACGCGAUUAUUCGACUCAAGGUAGAGCUGCAAAAUUCGACGGAGUGCAGUGUACCAGGUGAAGACAUGCGACGCUCAGAACUCCCAUACCUCGGCCAUCCAGGCCUUCACAGGCUGUGGUGCACCAUUGUGCGAUGCUAUUCUCGGACGCAACUAUCGAAGGCCGGCGACAAGCUUGCGGCACUUAGGGGUGUCGUUGAUCGAGUUAUCCUUCGAUUUGGUCUCUCCAGGGAAGACUACACAGCUGGCCUAUGGAAACCAUGCCUUCUGCACCAACUGCUCUGGGCUCGAGAUGGGCCUGACUAUUCCGCUGCUCAUGAGCAACUUGCAACUUGCCUUGCAACCUACUUUCCUUCGUGGUCUUGGGCCAGCUGCCCUCUUGAAACAAGCUUCAUUCAGCUGGAGAGCGCCUUGGUGCGAUCGUUCGUCAAACUGGCUGACAUUCGACAUGCUGAAGACAAUGUAAAUUCCCCAGGUCUAGCGCAAAUAGUCCUCAGUGGUCGGCUUAUCGCAUGUCCAAACAUCACACGUCGGUUAGCUUUAAACGAGAGGUCACUGAUUUUCGAGGCAACGGCCAGUGUCGGCACUGGUAAAUCGAGUGCCAAGUUCAACCUGAAGGUAGAACUAGACGGGCCAUUUUCGCAUUCGUGUGAUCAAGUGGAUAUCCUGCCAGUGAUGCAACCAAUUGGUGGUAAUAUCUUGGGUCUUGUACUAAGUCUUCAGGGAAGUAGUAUGGGAAAGGCAUCAUAUCGUCGUCUUGGAGUGUUUGUGUGUGAUGCAACACCUUUGAAAGACCUGCUUUGGCUUUCAUGCGCGAUAACUAGGGAAGGCCUAACAUCACAGCUAGAGGCUUGUCUCGACACAUUGACGCCAUUUUGUAUCCUGUAG
Molecule: messenger RNA, 2028 nt
Organism: Pochonia chlamydosporia 170
Lineage: Eukaryota; Fungi; Ascomycota; Sordariomycetes; Hypocreales; Clavicipitaceae
Product: heterokaryon incompatibility protein (HET) domain-containing protein
Exons: 2
Coding region: 1-2028 (675 amino acids)
Source: RefSeq, a predicted model, not a curated record